CUUCGGAUAGUAUAAACUUCCGCUUUCCAAAUUUUAAAAAUUACCCGCAUUAAAUCAGUUUUUAGCUAUGUUAUGAACUCAUAAUUCAUGUUUAAAGGUAAUAAAACUGUUAAUUGAGUAUGGGAGCCAACACUGAAAAGCAUCAUGCAUGAUGAAAGAUCCGAGGAUCAAGGGAAUACAUUCUCUAAAUAUCAACGUUCAGUUAGAGAUGAUGCCAAUCGAACAUUAGAUGAAUUAAGAGACUCAAUAAGUCCAGUACCAAUGACUAUGACAUCACAAGGCUUAAGUCAAUCUAACAGAUUUAGGGCGAAAGAGAGAUCAGUAUCACCACGACGUGAUACGACAUCAUCGCCAGAAUAUAUCGAGCGCCAAGUUUAUUCUAGUGGUAGACCUAGGAGAUCUCAAAGACAUCAACAUCAAAGAGGGCAAAGCCAAAGGACGUCAUUAGCAAGACCACCACAAGAAGGUCACAACAGCAGACACCAAAGGUCUUCCAGUACAAGGUCGCCAGGCCCUAAUGACUACAGUUACAGAGCAGCAGUAGAACGCCUCAGGGAAAUGCUCAAUCAAAAGGAUGCACAAUCAGAUGAACAAAUCUGGUCUACUCCGAAGCCUGCUCAAUAUAGACAUUCAGAGCGGUCAUAUUCUCCAGAGAUAGGUUAUCAGAGGUCAAGGUCACCUACAUGGCCAGUGCAUGGUCAUGGUCCUCCAAGGUCACCGCCUCCAAUACGUAGAACAGUGCAAUUUGACACCAAUAAUCCCCCCUUGAACCAGCAAGUGCCAUCUAUGAGUGAAAUGCCGAACCAGGAGGAGAUUUUGUCCCUACUGCAGAAGCAAGCUCUUUACAUACAACACAUGGAGGGGGAGAAUAAGUACUGCAAGGAAGAAUUUGAAGUUUUGAAGACAAGAUUACAAGGACUGGUAUUAGAAAAUGGAAAACUGUAUGAACAAGUCAAAGCGGCCGCAAUACAAGAGAUAAUGAAGGAGAAGGGUGGUGAACUACCGCAGAGCAUAUCAGGGGAACAAGGUCAACAACAUCAAGAUGAAAACAUUCCUAAGAUGGACAAGAAAGAUAUGACAAUGUGGAAAAAAGAAUUAUCCCGGCUCAGUGCCAUGCAUGCAGCCAAGACUCAAAGACUAGAAGCUCAACUCUCUUAUACAAAGUCUGAACUAGGGAGGCAUGAAAAAAUAGUUGAGGAUUUGAAAUCUCGUUUACGGACAGUGGAAUCUUUACCCAACUUGUCACAAUCUUCUACACAUGGGGGUAGUACAGGUUACACACUGUGUGUGAUUUGUGCCAAGAAUGAGGCUUUGCUUCCACAGUACCAGGGACUUCAACCAAGUGCUAAUUUGGAGAAAAUUACCAAGGAACGUGAUGAGUUGACUGAGACUAUUACACAGCUGAAAGCAAGACUUGAUGAGUUGAAGAAAAACGAGGAAGACUCAUAUGAACAAGUGAAGAAAAGUUUGGAACUUGUGGAAGCAGCUCAACUAGAUAAGACACAGGCAUUGGUGCAAAGUGAACAACUGAGGGAGGAAGUAUCUAACAGCCGCCAGAGGAUGGAACAGCUUAUAUUGGACGGACAGAAAAGCAUUCAAGAGGAACGAAAAAUUGUUCGGAAAGAAUGUGAGCUAGAAAUGAAUGAACUGAAUUCAAAGGUAAAGGAAUUGCUUGAGACCAACACAACACUAGAAGCACAGAUAGAGAAGGUGACUCGGGAGAAGAUGUCUACGAUGGCAGAGCUACAGCAAAGCAGACAUCAGAUACAGUCAUAUGAUGAUGACUACAACAGGUCCAGCUCAGGUGUUCAGGCCACACUCACUCAGGCCAAGAUAGAACGAGAUAUUGCUGUAAAGGACAUCACUAAAGUAGCACACAAACUAGAGAGACUCAAGCGGGAUAAGGAACAGGAUGAAGCAAAGUUGAGGUCUGAAUUAGAAGAUGUACGAAGGCGCCUCCUGGUGGCUGAAAAGGAACUAAUGUCAUCUAAGGAGGAAUGUAUACAAUUGACUACCACCAACCAGGCACUAGAGAGAGAGGCACAUUUGGCAAAGAUAAGUAAGGAGAGCAUAGAGAGAGGACGUAGUGAUGAGAUAAAGAAUGUGACAAGACGUGCGACACAACGAGAGGAAGAACUCAACAUGUUACUAAAUGAUACAGAGGCCAGACAUAGUCAAUCCAGAUGUGAGCUUGAAGAAAUGUUAGAUAAACAAAAUUCUCUAGUUGGUAAGCUGAGGGAGGAAUGCAGGAGGCAGGCUGGCCAGAUAGAACAGAUAACAUCAAAAUACAGGAAUGAAUCACGCCAGAUCCGGGCCAGUAAUGAAGAGUUGACCAUAAGGUUGGAGAAGGCAUUGAGAAAGAUUUCUGAACUUGAUAACCAGCAUGUUCAACAUGGAAGAGUUCAUGAGAAGAUGAGACAGAGGUUGAGACAGAUGGAUGAGCAUGCACAACACAGUGCUCAGCAAAUUGUUGAGUUGUUGAAUAAACAGGGCACGAUGAUGAAGGACAGACAGAUGUUGGCCAGAGAGGUGGAGUUCCUACGUAAACAGAUGAAGGAGAAUGCCUCAGACAUUGAUAAACUCUACUCAUCUCAUAAACAACAGGUGGAUGAUAUUCUAGAGAAUGUCAACCAUGAUGAGUCUUGAUAGAAUUGUAAAACUGAAAUUGCUCUGUAAAUGUUUAUAAAUUGAUCAGCUUUACUCGACCCCUCCUUAAAAUAUAUUUAUAUUCAUUAAUUUAUUAUUUUAAUCAAUAUACAGUAUAAAACAUAUCAAAUUCACAAAGCACAGAUUUUUAACUGUAUUUAAGAUUUUACCUUUCUUAGUUAACAGCCUUCAGUGCUAAUAAUUGUUUGAAACGGCAUAUAAAACGUACAAAGAAAAAUAUGGCAUAGGUGGUUUUAUGAUACAUUAAAAUAUGUUCUUGCGUUGUAAAGAAAUGUUUUAGUUUCAUCCUUAUUAAACUUGAUGAAGUAAAUUUCUCAGUAAAUAUUGUUGGGUGUAUUUUGUGUUUGCCAUCUGGCCAUGCACCAUGAAAUGAAGCCCCUUUACUGAAGCAUUGCUAACUUAUUAUUUGAUAUUGAAUGCGAGGAGGUUUGGGUAUUUUGGGUUUUGGCAAAGUAAUUCAGUCUAGGAGUUUGGAGUUUUGGUUGCUCCUAUGGUAACAGACUGAUUUUUAUUAUCAAAAUCUCAAUCACUUCCCGUGUGGGGGUCUCAUGCAAACCUUUGACUGGUGCAUAGCUGAAUAAGAAAGUAUACUAUUUCUGAUUCUGUCUUGGAGACCUUACCAGUCAACAGUUAAGUGCCUUAAUAUAAAUGUAUUGUGACAAGUUAACAAUUGAAACUUUAUCAAAUAUGCAUUUAUAACAUUGUAGACUUGAAGUUUACUGUACAUGUAUGUACUACUUAUUACCUCUGUUAAGAUACUGACAAUUUGAGUUUCUGUGUAUAAAGUUGUGUAUAUAUAAAUAAUACUUGUUAAUAAUAUUAAUCAUUUUAAUUACAAGUAAUAUAAAUACUUGUUGGUAUUGAAUUGUUUUAGCUAUGGCCUUAUUAAUGAUGCAUUUAUUUUUUAUAAACAAAGUUGUAAUAUUCUUAAAUGUAAAAAGCAAUAAAGUUUUAUCUAAA
Molecule: messenger RNA, 3627 nt
Organism: Owenia fusiformis
Lineage: Eukaryota; Metazoa; Annelida; Polychaeta; Sabellida; Oweniidae
Source: the annotation of a GenBank genome assembly